CCGGAAAUCGUCACGUGCGUCCUGCCCGACUCUUUUCAUAAAAACUAUUCAGAAACCCUUUUGUUUAUUCAAAAUUUCAAGUCUUUUUAUGAAACUCCUGCGGCUGUAAAAAAGUUUUGCCUGCACAAGUCCGAGUUUAUGGGCAAAUGGACUCUUUCGGUUUAUUAUCAGUUGAGGUAUCAGGAAAUUGCUGGCAUAUUGGAAUCUUCUUUAUAUCUUAAAGAAAAUGUGAACCAUUCAAAAUACAUGUUGAGUGUAAGUGAAAGUUUGAUUCGCUGCUGCCGGCUUGUAUGGAACAAAAGCUUAUUUUUACCGCCUUUGCUUCAUCGUUUUUGGAAACUUUUUCUUCAACUUUUUUCUCGCUUUGAUCGUUGGCUGAAAGACCUGGUUCCGGAUUCGUCUCAGAAAAACCUGAACACAAUUUUGGAAGACAAGCACACAAUGUUUCUGCUUCAUGAUCUCCUGGCACUUUCCAAUCACCUUCCUGAACUGCACGAAAAUAUCCUGAAUGAUCUUCACGGGUGUCUCGACGAAAAAGUUCGGGAAAAGUUUUCCUGUUUACUUAGCGAGUGUUCUCCUUUCAAAAUGCUCACCUCGCAAGCUACUUUCUUUCAAAGUAUAUUGAAGAAUUCAAUAAUGGAGCAGUGCGAACGAGCGCUCAACAAAACAUAUACGAUUACGAGCCUUUUUCGGGGACAAGCACAAGAUAUGCCGAGCAGUCAAUCAUAUUUUGCUUCGGAUAUUUUAAAGCCAUUAAAAGAAGUUGUUGACGCUUCACUACUUCCGCAGGGAAUUUUGUUAAACUUAAAAACUGAAGUUUUAGAAGAAAUCACCGAACACUACUACGCAGUUAUCUCUGAAAUUCUUUGCAACGUGGAAAGUACGGAAAAAAGUUUGCUUGCUUUGCGAAAAAUUAGAAAAAUUAAUCAUAAAACCGGCCCAACCGAUGAAGAUCGCAUUAAAAAGCAAUUGUGUUUAGACGUCACUUUUCAUCUUCAACAAGUAAUUUUCUGUUAA
Molecule: messenger RNA, 1017 nt
Organism: Zophobas morio
Lineage: Eukaryota; Metazoa; Arthropoda; Insecta; Coleoptera; Tenebrionidae
Product: conserved oligomeric Golgi complex subunit 2-like
Exons: 10
Coding region: 139-1017 (292 amino acids)
Biological process (GO): Golgi organization; intra-Golgi vesicle-mediated transport; protein transport
Cellular component (GO): membrane; COG complex
Source: RefSeq, a predicted model, not a curated record